GGACCGGACCGGACCAGACCAGACCAGACCGCUGCUGCUGGAGAUUGCAGAAACACGUCUGAGGAGCUUCCUGCUCCGAUCAGGAUUAAGUGUAUCUUUACAAGCGACCUCCGUUAAACGACGAGGUCAAAGUCCAACAUUCCUGCAGGAGGAAACUGGAGCGAUUAAUGGGAAUCCAGAUCCAGACUGGGAGGAGUGGCCAGGUGGGCUAAUGAGGAACAGGUGGAUGUAACUGAGGACAUCUAGUGGCAGAAACGGGAUGAUGCAAAAUUUGUCCUUUUGCAUCGAUAUUUGUGGAGCUGAAACAAUGACUGGGAAGCGUGUCGCCGUGCAGCUCCAGGAUCUGAUCUGAGGAGGAACCUUUAACUCCGAGUCUUCUCUGAAGCGAGCGUCUCCUCCGUUCCCCCCUCCGACUGGAGGCCUGAUUCCAGGAAGGACGUCGUCUUGACUCGCAUCCAGCCGUGCUUUCUGCUUCUUUCUAGCUCUUGAAUUGUGCAGCCGGGUCUGCGGCUCUGCCUGCAGGUCAGACUGUUUUGUUGUUGUGUAAAUGAUCGCCUCUCAGAGGAACUCCUUGCUAGCGGCUCUGGAAGAUGCGAUCUGACAGGUUUAGACUGAAAAGGCCACGGAGGAUCUGCGGCGAUGCGAACUGCACCUACAAACACACCAACCGCCUCUGAUGCCCCGAGGUCACCGGCUGAACCAGAUCCGACCCGACAGCAGGACCGGCGGGUCGAGGGUCGCUCCGACCGGAGGAACACCUGGAAUCACCGCUGAAACAGGCUGCCGUAGUUCCAACAGCAGAGGCUCAGAUUAAAGCGUUAUUGAGCAGAUUAUGAGGGGAAGAGUGAGGAUGAAGAGUGAGGAUGAAGAGUGAGGAUGAAGCAGCGCCGCUGUCGCUGAGCUGGCAGGUUCAUCUGCAGGUUCUGGUUCUGCUCGUCCCGGAUGACAAAAGGAGCGAUGUAGUUUCAGGAUCAUCAAGCUUUACGGUGGCAUUUAGAGAUCGACCGUCACCCAGGAGACACACACACACACACUGUGUGUGUGUUGAAUGUCAGCAGCAGUCGGUGGUCUGGGAUGAACCCGAGGUGACCUGAUCAUGAACUCGACAUCAAUGGUUCUGAUUGGUCGACACCCACUGUGAUGUCACCGUGGUAACCUGUGGGGAUCAAAAUUAUUUUUGUGAUUUUUAAAAUCUAAAUCUCUGUUUUUGUGGCGCUGAAAACUGGAAGAUCUGUUUCCUGUUGGAGCCUCCAGAACCAGCUGGACCGGCAGCCUGGUACCUGAGGGUUCUGCUGGGACAGCUGGACCAAUCAGAGCUCUGAUUAUUAAGAGAGAAGGAGGAGUUCAGAUCCCAGGAGCGUGAGCCGCUGUAAGGAGCUGGACGGUGCCGCCAGGACGCGCCAGGCUCCCAUGUCUCCCUCCGACUUCCUGGACAAACUGAUGGGCAGAACGUCGGGAUACGACGCUCGGAUCCGACCGAACUUUAAAGGUCCUCCGGUCAACGUCUCCUGCAACAUCUUCAUCAACAGCUUCGGCUCCAUCGCUGAGACCACCAUGGACUACCGGGUGAACAUCUUCCUGCGGCAGCAGUGGAACGACCCGCGGCUGGCUUACGCCGAGUAUCCUGACGACUCUCUGGACCUGGACCCGUCCAUGCUGGACUCCAUCUGGAAACCGGACCUGUUCUUCGCCAACGAGAAGGGAGCGCACUUCCACGAGGUCACCACCGACAACAAGCUGCUGCGCAUCUUCAAGAACGGCAACGUGCUCUACUCCAUACGACUGACGCUGACGCUGUCGUGUCCCAUGGACCUGAAGAACUUCCCCAUGGACGUCCAGACCUGCAUCAUGCAGCUGGAGAGCUUCGGCUACACCAUGAACGACCUGAUCUUCGAGUGGCAGGAAAACGGGCCGGUCCAGGUGGCAGAGGGCCUUACGCUGCCGCAGUUCAUCCUGAAGGACGAGUCGGACCUGAGAUACUGCACCAAGCACUACAACACCGGUAAGUUCACCUGCAUCGAGGUCCGGUUCCACCUGGAGCGGCAGAUGGGUUACUACCUGAUCCAGAUGUACAUCCCGUCCCUUCUCAUUGUCAUCCUGUCCUGGGUCUCCUUCUGGAUCAACAUGGACGCCGCGCCGGCCCGUGUGGCGCUCGGCAUCACCACCGUGCUCACCAUGACGACGCAGAGCUCCGGCUCCAGAACCUCGCUGCCCAAGGUGUCCUACGUAAAGGCCAUUGACAUCUGGAUGGCCGUGUGUCUCCUCUUCGUCUUCUCUGCGCUGCUGGAAUACGCCGCCGUAAACUUCGUGUCGAGGCAACACAAGGAGCUGCUGCGCUUCCGGCGCCAACACAAGAGCAAAACCAAGGAAGUGGAGGUCCAGGAGAGCCGGCCGGCGUCCGCGGCUGCGGUGACCUCCACUCCCAGCAGCACCAAGGACACCAAAGUCAACGCCAACAACGCCGUGGGAGCUGUCAGCAUCUCCCAGAAUGCACCUGGAGGAGGAAGGAGCACGGAGGAGAUGAGGAAGCUGUUCAUCGACCGGGCCAAGAAGAUCGACACGGUGUCGAGAGCCGGAUUCCCUCUGGCCUUCCUCUUCUUCAACAUCUUCUACUGGGUCCUCUACAAGAUCCUGAGACACGAAGACGUCCACAAGCCCUGAGGACGAGGAGGACGGCGUGUCCUCAGAGGACGGCGUGUCUUCAGAGGACGGCGUGUCCUCAGAGGACGGCGUGUCCUCAGAGGACGUCGUGUCUUCAGAGGACGGCGUGUCCUCAGGGGACGGCGUGUCCUCAGGAGACGGCGUGUCCUCAGGGGACGGCGUGUCUUCAGAGGACGGCGUGUCUUCAGAGGACGGCGUGUCCUCAGGGGACGGCGUGUCCUUCUGUUUAUAUAUUUUAACUUUUUUUCAUCGUCCGACUUUAACGUCCAAACUCAGGAAGUGACGCUGAAGAUCCACAGGAAGUUUUGAAGACGAGCCAAGAUGGAGUCUGCGACGGACGCAGCAUCUCCCCGUUCCUGUCCUGAUCUGUGACGGACCUCCAGAACCUCCAGAACCACUUCACGGGUUCUGGUACCAUUUCUUUCUCCUCUGUCCUCACUGGUUCUGUUCUGUCCCAAACCUUUUGCACGUUUCUGUCUGCGGCUCCAUCUUUGUUUCUCCUCCUUUGAGCCAAAGCUGAGCCUGAAGGAGGUUCUCACUCCAGAACCAGAACCAGAACCUGGUCCUUAACGGGUUUACACCGCCGUCUUAAACCUUCAAUUAUUUUAUCAUUUUGCAAAUGAUGGAAACAUUUUGUUGUUAAAGUUUAAAUUAUUUAUGACUUUUUAACCUAAAAAUACAAAAACAUUUAUUCACUUUUUAUUCAGUUUAUUUAUUCAGUUCUAUUGAAUUCAGUUGAUUUAUAUGGUAACAAGUCACAACAAAUGUUUCAACGCACUUUAUUUAUUUCAUGUUUAUUUUUGUCUGGGAUAAAAGAGAAAAAAAUUCAGGCAGUAAAAUUGUAAAAAAAAAAAAAAAUUACUUAAAGGAAAAUUUAUCCAAACGUUUCUUUAUUCUGACUUUGUAAAAUGAAGUAAAAUAAAAUAUUUCCCAUUUGUGA
Molecule: messenger RNA, 3601 nt
Organism: Xiphophorus maculatus (southern platyfish)
Lineage: Eukaryota; Metazoa; Chordata; Actinopteri; Cyprinodontiformes; Poeciliidae
Gene: glra3
Product: glycine receptor alpha 3
Exons: 12
Coding region: 1411-2661 (416 amino acids)
Biological process (GO): signal transduction; nervous system process; chloride transmembrane transport
Cellular component (GO): neuron projection; synapse; plasma membrane
Molecular function (GO): glycine binding; transmitter-gated monoatomic ion channel activity; transmembrane signaling receptor activity
Source: RefSeq, a predicted model, not a curated record